AAGCAUCCAUCAAUUUACGCGAAUCCGAGACGAAAGAGAGGACGAGAGAUUUGAAGAAUAACUUACCAUGAAUGCACCACGAGAAUCCUUUGUAAAACUUUGUUUGACGUAUGAAAUGUGUUCCUGUUGGAGGUGACGUCUGAAGUGUUAAUUCAUACCGGUUUCGUUUAUCAAAUUUCAUGGAGCAGUGAAGAAAGUUCACCUGGAGACUCUGUUUUUACCGGUCCACAUUUUCAGUCGUGUGAACACAGGUCCCAAUUCUUCCUUCUGUACGUGAUUAUACAAGAAAAAAACAUGAAAACGUGAUGAAGUUUCCUUCCACUUUCUCAUAACCGUAAUUCCUUUUUAAAACCCCUGUUUGUCAUUGUUUAUGCAUUUCAUCACCUAACUCUAUAGGUUUUAACUAUUGUUUUAAAAAAACAUUUCAUUCAGAAUAUCAAUAUUUAAUAAGCAGUUCCGUGUUAUAUUUCUUAUACACGUUAUCACACUAUUACUAGUAAAAAGAACAUAACACUCAGUUUAAAAGAUAAAACAUGUUUUGAGUAUAAAUCCUAAUAGAUCUUCAUGGCUAUUUUGUAACAUUAAAGUGUAUCUGGUAAUCAUACUAUUCAUUUUAGAAGUUAUUCAAUAAAUAGUAGAAUCAUUUUGUUUGUGUAUCGGUGUGAGGAAUCUCUAUUGAAAUAUAUGAAUAAAAAAACUUAACAAAAGACAACAAUGAAGCAUUUUUUUGACAACAAGUGUUGGUUUCUCCUUUUGACGUACAUGUUGAAAAGCGUUUAUUCCAAAUAUUGUAAUCAGGAAGGAAAAUAAUUGGUUAUUCAUCCUUAAUGGACGAGACAUUGGCCUAUACUACGAAAAGCAAAUUUUUACACCAAGAAAGAUGAAGAAGUAUGCCCAUGAAUAAAGCAUAGAUUAAAGAUUAGUGAUAAUACGAAAUAAUUAAUAAUUAAACGGUCGACGACUUCUUAAAAAGGUCGGUUCAUAAAUGAUAACCGGGAGAUGAGAAAGAAAGAAAUAAAGUAAGAAAAGACCAGACCGUAGGUUGCUUGGUCGUCAGAGCAACAUAUAAAGAAAGAUACUGACGUGUGCUUACGAUUGACUUUGACCCGCCUCUAUAAAUAGAAGAGACCAUCUUCCUUCUUCUUCUUCAUUCAUCCCUCAAGUUCUCCAUUUCAACAGUCCUAAUUAAUCGCACAAACAGUUCACAGGUCUGUUUAACACUGAUGGGUUGCUUUUGGUUCUCACGCCACAAGAGUGGAGUAGAGCCUUCAGAAGCUGAUGGAGGUAAAUAUACACGUUCUUCAAAUAUAUGGAUUACUAUCUAUUUGGUUCAUUACCUCUGUUGCUGGAUUCCUCUAACUUUGUUUAUAUAUAUGUAUGUAUGAAAACAGAACUUUCAGUGACAGAAAAGGUAAAGAUUUACAAAUACAAAGAGAUUCGUCAAGCUACAGAUGAUUUCAAUGUCCUAAAUAAAAUUGGAGAAGGAGGGUUUGGUUCUGUGUACAAGGGUCAUCUUAAAGAUGGAAAGGUGGCAGCUAUCAAAGUUCUAUCAGCUGAAUCAAGACAAGGUGUAAAAGAGUUCUUGACUGAGAUCAAUGUGAUCUCAGAGAUACAGCAUGAGAAUUUAGUUAAGUUAUAUGGAUGCUGCGUGGAGGGGAAUCACAGGAUCAUUGUUUACAACUAUCUCGAGAACAAUAGCCUUGACAAGACCCUUCUAGCUGGGGGAUACACUAGGAGUGGGUUACAGUUUGAUUGGAGCACUCGUGCCAAUAUUUGCGUUGGGGUUGCUAAAGGUCUUGCCUUUCUUCAUGAAGAAGUACAGCCACACAUAAUUCAUAGAGAUAUCAAGGCAAGCAACAUUAUACUUGACAGAGGCUUGUCCCCCAAGAUAUCUGAUUUUGGACUCGCUAGGCUUAUGCCACCGAACAUGACACAUGUCAGCACUUGUGUGGCGGGUACAAUUGGUUAUUUAGCGCCAGAGUAUGCGGCUAGGGGACAGUUAACACGUAAAGCCGAUGUAUACAGCUUUGGUGUCCUUCUGAUGGAGAUAGUCAGUGGAAGAAGUAACAAAAACACACGGUCACCCACUGAAUAUCAGUAUCUUCUAGAAAGAGCUUGGGAGCUUUAUGAGCGGAAUGAGCUCGUUGAUCUUGUUGAUAUAGCGUUAGGCGGAGUCUUUGACGCAGAGGAGGCUUGCCGGUACCUUAGAAUAGGUCUUUUGUGCACGCAAGACAGUCCUCAGCUAAGGCCAACAAUGUCCAUAGUGGUGAAGUUGUUAACGGAGGAGAAGGAUAUAGACACCAAGAAAAUAACCAAACCGGGUUUGAUUUCUGAUUUUAUGGACAUGAAAGUGAGAGAACCGGUGGAAACAAAGACUGAGGAAGUGAACAGAUGCAACUACACAAACCCUUCUUCUUAUAAUGCCUCGCCUAGCUCCAGGACUAGUGACAACUCAAAUGGUUACUCAUCAGGGGCUUCAUCAACUAAUGCAGUUUAUUCGUUAAGCAUUACCAAUUAGAAAAUAAAUGUUUUUCCUUUGGUGUUUGAUGUUUUUGUGUGUGUCAUCAUCCAGGUUCUUCUUUCUUUGAUUUGCAAACAGAGAUUUGAGUGUGUGUGUGUGUGUAUAUAAGCUUGAAAUAUGAAUUGGUCCCAGAAAAAGAAGAAGUAGGUUUUGAUAUAUUUUUUUAUCAAGGUUGGAAGUGAUUGGAGUCUCAGAAACAUCUGUGCUCGUGGUUUUGCGCUCAUGUAAUGCAAUGAUCUGGGGAACAUACAGAAACUCCCGUGGAGCGUCAGUGGCGGGAAGCUAUGACUUAUAACGGUAUAUGAACAAUGAUGAUAAUGUUACUUUUGGUUUUCAUUGAAGGGAACGUAGACCAAAACACACAUAGAUGAUAGACCAAGUUUCCAUGUGAACAUGGUUGCUUUGGAAAAGACAACGCAAAUAUCAAACUCGAGCAGGCAUAUUGAGAUGGGGCAAAUCUCCAAAAUAGCACCUUUAAGUUUAUAUCACAAAAAUAGCACUCAAAAACUAAAAUGACCAAAAUAGCAUUUUAUUUUCUGAAAAAUUUAAAUUUUUUUAUUUUUCAAAAUUUGAAAUCUUAUCCCAAAAACCUCACUUCUCAAUUCUAAACCCUAAAACCUAAACUCUAAACUCUAAACCCUAAAUUCUAAACUCUAAACCCCACCCCUUGAGUGCUAUUUUUAUGACUUUUGGUCUUGAGUGUUAGUUUGGGAACAAAAACUUGAUUUAAUGCUAUUUUGGUCUUUUUCUCUA
This is a messenger RNA of Brassica rapa (field mustard), 3274 nucleotides long. Its product is annotated as cold-responsive protein kinase 1-like. The record is from RefSeq and is a predicted model, not a curated record. Gene Ontology annotation, biological process: protein phosphorylation. Lineage: Eukaryota; Viridiplantae; Streptophyta; Magnoliopsida; Brassicales; Brassicaceae. Gene Ontology annotation, molecular function: ATP binding; protein kinase activity.